AUGACUGGUCAAUGGGAGCUCGAGUAUUUACACCGCCUUUCUCCUUUUGCAAAUAUGAAACUCCUCAAAACUACCAACUACUUCGUCAUGCGGUAUGUCCCGCAAACAAAGAUCCCCCCAGUUGCCGCCCGAUACCUGGGCUCCAACACGAACCCCAUCCGAGUCAAGGUCCAAGACAUGUACACCCACCGGAAUCCCGAGACACUAUGGUGGAGGGUAUCUCUGCAGCCGCUGCAAUCCUUCAAGCGGGUCGUUCGCUCAUGGGGGGCACGACGGGCGCGAUUGGCAUUUCGGCAGGCUCUGGCAGCACGAGGGUUCGAUCCCGAAGGAAGACGGCUUGUGUCGCAAGCACAAGGAUCCGAGACGGAACAGCAGUCGCUUCAGGGCCUCAAAGGCUCUCUUGAGUUUAUUGUCCGGCCGCAGAGCGUGAAGGACGAGUACGCUGCUGUUCGAAAGGAGAUGGACUAUCUUCUGCAUACAUUGUUGACACAUUUGAGGGCCGGUGAAAGACAAGCGAAAUCGAGGACUAGAAAGGAAGGGAAGGAUGCUACUACAAAGAUACCCAUGAAUACUCGUACAUAA
This is a messenger RNA of Aspergillus clavatus NRRL 1, 582 nucleotides long. RefSeq lists its product as uncharacterized. The transcript is spliced from 2 exons. The record is from RefSeq and is a predicted model, not a curated record. The coding region runs from base 1 to 582 and encodes 193 amino acids. NCBI's taxonomy places the organism in Eukaryota, Fungi, Ascomycota, Eurotiomycetes, Eurotiales, Aspergillaceae.